Molecule: messenger RNA, 1174 nt
Organism: Hipposideros armiger (great roundleaf bat)
Lineage: Eukaryota; Metazoa; Chordata; Mammalia; Chiroptera; Hipposideridae
Gene: MYL9
Product: myosin light chain 9
Exons: 4
Coding region: 136-654 (172 amino acids)
Molecular function (GO): calcium ion binding
Source: RefSeq, a predicted model, not a curated record
GCGCCCCGCCCCCGCCCAGCCCAGCUCCCCAACCGACCGCGCGCUCCGCGCCCCGCACCGCGCCGGGCUCCGCACACGGAAAGAGCGUCUUCUCCCUUCUCCGUACCAGGGAAGUCCCACCCACCUGAAGCCAAGAUGUCCAGUAAACGAGCCAAGGCCAAGACCACCAAGAAGCGGCCGCAGCGGGCCACAUCCAAUGUCUUCGCCAUGUUUGACCAGUCCCAGAUCCAGGAGUUUAAGGAGGCUUUCAACAUGAUUGACCAGAACCGAGACGGCUUCAUCGACAAGGAGGAUUUGCAUGACAUGCUGGCCUCACUGGGAAAGAACCCCACCGAUGAGUACCUGGAGGGUAUGAUGAGUGAGGCCCCGGGGCCCAUCAACUUCACCAUGUUCCUGACCAUGUUUGGGGAGAAGCUGAAUGGCACGGACCCCGAGGACGUGAUCCGCAAUGCUUUCGCCUGCUUUGAUGAGGAGGCCUCAGGUUUCAUCCACGAGGACCACCUCCGGGAGCUGCUCACCACCAUGGGCGACCGUUUCACAGAUGAGGAAGUGGACGAGAUGUACCGCGAGGCGCCCAUUGAUAAGAAAGGCAACUUCAACUACGUGGAGUUUACCCGCAUCCUCAAACAUGGAGCCAAGGACAAAGACGACUAGGCCCCCAUCCCCACCCCCCCACGCCCAAGCCCCUGUCCCCGUCACCUACUCCCCACACACAGCUCCGUGCCCAUAGGACCCUCUCAGGGGACCCUCUCUCUGAGAGGUUAGGGGCCCAGCUCCCAGUAGAGGAAACGGGCCAACGUGAGGCGGGUGUGCCCACUGUGACCCUCCUAAGAAAGGAUCUAGGGAGCUGGGCCUGGAGGCACCAAGGUAAGUCCCCACAAGAGCGCCCAGGCCUCUGCUGUAGCCUGCCCAUUCCAGGGCUGUCACAGGAAGGGCCCCAUGUCCUGCUCUGGGACACCACUUCACAUCCACCCCGUGCAGGGCAUGAAAGCCCUUUCCCAGCCACUGCCACAAACACACGAACCUCACCACGAUCCCUUCUCGGAGGCAGGAUGCCAGAGCCUUCCCCUCCACCCUGAACACCCCCCAUCCCACGGGUGUGUGCUCCAGAAGAUGAUGUAGGGUGCAGCCUGUGCCAAGAGAGGCAGAGUCUCUAAUAGAAGGCUGAGCACUG